Molecule: messenger RNA, 1753 nt
Organism: Pogonomyrmex barbatus (red harvester ant)
Lineage: Eukaryota; Metazoa; Arthropoda; Insecta; Hymenoptera; Formicidae
Product: alpha-L-fucosidase-like
Biological process (GO): glycoside catabolic process; fucose metabolic process
Cellular component (GO): lysosome
Molecular function (GO): alpha-L-fucosidase activity
Source: RefSeq, a predicted model, not a curated record
UUCUAUUAUUACAAUUUAAAAUUUUUAAACGUAACUUAAUAAGAUCCAAACCAACUCACAUUAACAACCGUUAACCUGACUAAAUGUGAUAAAAAAUAUAGUUUAAUUUCUUUUAAAUGCUUUACUGAAAUUAUGGUAUUCUGUAAACAGAUCAAUUUUAUAUAUAAUAAGUUAGCAUCAAUUAAUGUAUAACACAAUUCUUGUUUUAAUACAAUGGUAACGGUCUAAUCUAAUCUCGAAAUAUGAUACGAAACAGCACAAGGAAAUAAAAUGUUCGAGAUUUGAUACAGUGGAUGGGAAUAAAAGACCUGUUUGUCGUCUGUUUGCUUUCAUUACGUCAAGCUUCACUGACAGAAGGAUGUUGCUUAUAUAUAAUUUGUGCACUGUGCUGAUUCUUUGCGUAUCAGUAAAAGCAUAUUAUAAUGUGAUAGCGAGAACGGAUGAGGAAAAUAAUUUUAUAUCACGCUCGACAGAAAUACCUAAGUAUGUUCCAACUUGGUCUAGUCUAGAUAAUCGAUCGUUACCAUCCUGGUACGAUGAUGCAAAACUUGGAAUUUUUAUUCAUUGGGGUGUAUUUAGUGUACCCAGUUUUGGCUCUGAAUGGUUUUGGAACAAUUGGAAAGAGGAAACUAAAUCCGUGUAUGUACACAUUUUUUUUUUUUAUGAAUUAGGUGAAUUGGCAGAAGCUAUUCGAAACAAGACAGAUAUUAGAUUUGGCUUAUAUCAUUCCCUGUAUGAAUGGUACAAUCCUCUCUAUAUAACAGAUAAAAAAAACAACUUUACAACAGAUAGAUUUAUAACUCACAAAAUAAUGCCAGAGUUACGUGAAUUAGUAGAAACAUAUAAGCCAGAAAUAAUUUGGUCAGAUGGAGAUUGGGAAGCCUCGGAUACUUAUUGGAAAUCAAAGGAAUUUUUAGCAUGGUUAUACAAUGAAAGUCCUGUGAAGGACACAGUCGUGGUAAAUGAUAGAUGGGGUAGUAAUAUGCCAUGCCAUCAUGGUGGUUUCUUUACAUGUUCUGAUCGUUUUAAUCCUGGUGUGCUUCUCCCACAUAAAUGGGAAAACUGUAUGACUAUUGAUAAAAAAUCUUGGGGAUUCCGUAGAAAUGCUGCUUUAUCAGAGUACUAUACAUUAGCAGGAUUAGUAAAAGAAUUGGUAAUUACUGUAAGCUGUGGUGGAAAUUUGCUGAUGAACGUCGGACCAACGAAAGAUGGCAUCAUUACACCAAUAUAUGAAGAAAGAUUACGUGGAAUAGGUGCUUGGCUAGCAGUUAAUGGCGAAGCUAUUUACGAUACUAAACCUUGGACAGUACAAAAUGAUACUUUAACCGGAAGUGUUUGGUACACGAUAAGUAAAAAUGAAAAACAGCUAUUUGCUUCGAUUCUAGAAUGGCCAGACAAUAAUAUCUUAUCAUUGGGCUCACUUAAACUUUCAACGAAUUCUCAGAUAUAUCUACUUGGUUACUCGUCAGUAAUUCCUUGGAAACAAUCUAAUGAUAAGCUAGAGAUAAAUCUACCUCCUAAUGCACAUAAAGGACAGCCAGCUUGGGUAUUGAAGAUUGAGAUUUUUCAAAGUGUACACACAUCUUAUUGAGAAUAUAUUUUAUAUUGUAUAUUAUCUUUAGAAAUAUAAAUUUCAGAAAAUGUUUUUCUUUAAAAAGAUAAAUAUAAAAUAUUCAAAAAUGAUUUUUUGUAAAUCAAAUAACAUUAAAAGCACCUUAAUAGAUAAUACCAAACACCUUGAGUCCCAAAUAAG